Penicillium mononematosum is the source of this 342-nucleotide messenger RNA. Its product is annotated as fungal specific transcription factor domain-containing protein. Gene Ontology annotation, biological process: positive regulation of transcription from RNA polymerase II promoter by galactose; DNA-templated transcription. Gene Ontology annotation, molecular function: DNA-binding transcription factor activity, RNA polymerase II-specific; RNA polymerase II cis-regulatory region sequence-specific DNA binding; zinc ion binding. Bases 1 to 342 code for a protein of 113 amino acids. The record is from RefSeq and is a predicted model, not a curated record. The transcript has a single exon. Lineage: Eukaryota; Fungi; Ascomycota; Eurotiomycetes; Eurotiales; Aspergillaceae. Gene Ontology annotation, cellular component: nucleus.
AUGGCGCUUGCGAUUGGCUUGCAUCGCGAGUUCGACAUGCCUAGCACAUCACCUUUCGUCAUGGAGAUUCGUCGAUGUGUUUGGUGGACUCUGUAUGUCUUCGUUUCGGGCUCUCAACUAACACUGGGACGGCCCGCUGUCUCUUUGGUUGGCGUGAAUCUUCAACUGCCAGCGAACCUGGACGAUCAAGAUCUUGCCGUUGACAUGGAGGAGCUGCCUUCGUCUAAAUCGACACCUACAAUAACAUCCUGCCUUAUUGCUCAAAUCAAACUUACAAAGAUUUCCAGCUCUGUCCAGGCGGAGCUUCUCACGCCAUCGACCUAUCUACGAGAAUGCUAUUAA